AUGGCGCUGCGGCACGGUGUUCGGCUGUGUUUGGUGCUGGCCGUUCUGGCCAUGCCGCGCUGGCAGGCCUGGCUCGGGCGCUGGGCAGGACUCAGGUCCGCCGUGACCCGGCUCCAAGCUGAACGGAAUCUUUGGCGAGAAGAACCAGAGCAAGCGCUUGGCGAGGCCUUGGCUGAAGCGGACGCCCAGUGGCUUGCCUUGCAGAGCGAGGCAGAGGCUGAGAGUGACGCAGAAAGCGAGGAUGAGCGCAGCUGGCGGGCUGCAGCCCUGAUGGCCGGCAGCGCGCUUGACAGGCUCCGACCCUACACCAUCCCAGCCAAGUACUUAGACAUCCCUCCUCUUCGAGGAGCGGAGGAUGCGCUGCUCGACUUUCUCGGUUCUGAGACCGGAUUGGUCUUCAACUUCUUGUCGAAGGUGGAGCCUCUCUCAGACGCGGGCCGGUCUUUCUGGCAGGCAGAGCUGUAUCUUCGACGGUUCGACGAGGUGGCGGGCAAGACAGAGGUCAAGGAAGCAGCCGUGGAGGCCAAGGAGAAGAUUGAAGCCGAGACAGAAGGGAUGCAGGAGGCCAUCCGGGGCAGCGUGUUGCUGGCCCGGCAGAACUUCAUCUCUGCCGCUCGCUUCGGCUACUUCCUGCGUCGCGGCAAGCAGCGGCUGGAGCUCGAGAGGAAGUUGGGGGGAGGGCAGACGAGUUUGUCCAACUGGCUUGGGUCACUCAAGCCAAACGAUGCCGUGGAGCUGGCCCGCGCUGCGACUAGGGAGGCGCAGCGGGCGGUGCAGCACCACGCCAACGAGCUCUUCGGGUCCGAGAUGGAGCUUCUCAAGCAGCUGGACUACGGCCCUGACUCGGUGGCGCAGCUCGAGAUGUCAGAUGAGUCUCGCAGACGCCUCAGCUUGGAGGCAGCAGCCUUUGGUUCCGCCCUCUUUGAUGCCGAGGAUGCGGCAUCUAAGCGCUACAGGCAAGCCUAG
This is a messenger RNA of Effrenium voratum, 966 nucleotides long. NCBI's taxonomy places the organism in Eukaryota, Dinophyceae, Suessiales, Symbiodiniaceae. The record is from the annotation of a GenBank genome assembly.